This is a messenger RNA of Oryza brachyantha (malo sina), 2007 nucleotides long. Its product is annotated as embryogenesis-associated protein EMB8-like. The coding region runs from base 55 to 1809 and encodes 584 amino acids. NCBI's taxonomy places the organism in Eukaryota, Viridiplantae, Streptophyta, Magnoliopsida, Poales, Poaceae. The record is from RefSeq and is a predicted model, not a curated record. The transcript is spliced from 14 exons. Gene Ontology annotation, molecular function: monoacylglycerol lipase activity; short-chain carboxylesterase activity.
GUGUCUGAGACCAUUGCCCGAGCAUCCCAUUCCAUCCACCCAGGCCCCAGCCCGAUGGGAAGCGCGGCGGCCGCCGGCGAUUCGGCCGCCGAGCUGCUGCUCCGCACGGCGGCGCUGGUGCCGCCGGCGCACUACGCCGUCGCCGCCGCCCUCCUCGCCUGCGCCUUCCUGUACCGCUUCCUCGAGCUCCACCUCGUCGGCGACCUCUUCCGCGGCCUCCGCGGGCGCCGCGUCGCGCUCACCUUCCACCCCGCCUCCCACGUCUACCACCGCGUGGCCUCCAAGUGCCGCUCCCUCCACGGCAGAUAUUUGGCAACCCCGUGGCUAGCGAGCCCUCACUUGCAGACACUGUUCCUGAGCAUCUUUGGCAGACCGCCUUCGUUCACAUAUAGAAGGCAGCUGUACACAGUUCAUGAUGGUGGGACCAUUGCUUUGGAUUGGUUACUAGCCUCUGAUUGUGAAGAAGCAGAUGUUGGUUUUUGUGAUGGAGUUAUCUCUAGGGAUGAUUCAACGCCUCUUGUUGUUGUGAUACCUGGACUAACUAGUGAUUCUACUGCUGCUUAUUUGAAACACUUGGUCUUUUCUAUGGCAAGCAAAGGGUGGAAUGUUGUUGUAAGCAAUCAUAGGGGUCUGGGUGGCAUUUCCAUAACUUCUGAUUGCUUCUACAAUGCUGGAUGGACAGAAGAUUUCCGUGAGAUUGUCAAUUAUCUUCAUCAGAAAUAUCCACAGGCUCCAUUAUUUGCUGUUGGGACAAGCAUAGGUGCCAAUGUUCUGGUUAAGUAUCUCGGGGAAGAAGGUGAGGGUACCCCUCUGGCUGGUGCUGUAUCUAUUUGCUCACCCUGGGAUCUGGUGGUGACCAACAGAUUUAUUCAGCGCAAGCUUGUACAACGAUGUUAUGACAAAGCUCUUGCAAUUGGUCUCAAAGGAUAUGCAAAACUACACCAACCCGUCUUGGCAAGACUUGCUAACUGGGAAGAUAUUAGAAAGUCGCGAUCUAUCAGGGAAUUUGACCGCCAUGCCACUUGUGUGGUUGCAAAAUAUGAGACAGUGGACACAUUCUACCGCCGGUGCAGCAGUGCAAAUUACAUUGGUAAUGUGUCAGUUCCUCUGCUUUGUAUCAGUGCUCUUGAUGAUCCCCUUUGCACAAAGGAGGCCAUUCCCUGGGACGAAUGCAGGGCAAACAAAAACAUUGUUUUGGCAACUACACAUAACGGUGGUCAUCUUGCCUUUUUCCAAGGGUUAACUGCUGGAAAGCUAUGGUGGGUGGGAGCUGUAUCUGAGUUUCUCCUUGCUCUACAUGAUAGCCCCUACAUGCAUCGUCAAAAGGCACAAGAACACAAUUUGCACACUUCGUUGGAAUCAUCCAUCGAUAAAAGCCCAUAUGUGAAUUUCAUGGAAGAUGGGAUGGUAACUGCGGUGACAAAUGAUGAUGCCAACAACAGUGACUCAGAUAACCCUAUUUCCAAUGAAAUGGAACUCCGUAGUGGUAAAGUUGAUGUGCAACAGAAUGAAAUCGCCACAGAAGUACAGAAUGGGUGUUGUGGUGACAGCUCACAAGAGGAUGUAACAUCAGCCCAAGACCCUGUAGGAUCACCAGAACAGGCGGAAGAAAGCACAGAUAAAAUCCAGGAUGUCAUUGCUCCUGUAAAGAAAUCCAUUAACCAGCUCACUCGAUCGCAGGGGAGAACUGUCUGGUUGCUUGCUUACAUUGCUCUUGUGACAUCUUGGCCUUUGCUUGGUACCCUAGGUUUUAUCUUUUUUAGAAAGAAGUUAAGGAAUUCUCUGCCUGCCAAAUGGUUAAGAAACUAAAACAAUUAUAUUUACACUACAUUCACAUAUUUGUUUCACGUGUAGUAUGUAAAAUGAUGGCAACAACCAGUUAAGUUCAUAUUUGUAUAUCAGUGCCUAAGAAAAUAAAAUAUAUAGAUGUUAAAUGCUGUCAUGUAAUGAUUCGAUUCCUCUGUAAUUUUCUGCAGUUGGAAUUAUUAAACAUCUCCCAGUAUUUUA